This is a messenger RNA of Closterium sp. Naga37s-1, 2274 nucleotides long. The record is from the annotation of a GenBank genome assembly. NCBI's taxonomy places the organism in Eukaryota, Viridiplantae, Streptophyta, Zygnematophyceae, Desmidiales, Closteriaceae.
AUGGAGAAUACGGAGGAGGAGCUGAAGAGUAAAGGGCCAGAACCGAGAAGUGAUGAGGCAGAACCGAAGAGUAAGGGGCCAGAACCGAAGAGAAAAGAGGCGAAGGUGGAGUUCGACAUCGAUAUUGACGCGCUUCUGGCGGCAGCGAGCGACGACGACGAGCUGGAUGACGUGGACGAUCUCGACGAGGGCCUGUGGGGCGGACGCAGCCUGGAGGAGAUCCUGAAUGACGUGUCGAAUGACGACGAUGACGUGGCAGGUGCUAGUGACGAGACCUUGGAAAAUACACCCGAAUUGGGCGUUUCUGUUCAUGAUGCUACAGUUGUAGCACCAGUUCUGCCUUCUAACGGGGAUAGCACUCGUUCUCUGACCGUGCCUCGUUUAGAGUCUGCCCCUUCUGUAAUAGAGCAGCCGACAGUCCUUCUAUGCCCCUCUUCAGCCGCGUCGAAUGGCUCAUUGCCACGUGGCCCGGGUGGAUCAGGCAGCCCUGGAAGCCCUCAGUCUUUGGACGGUCGAGAUCUGUCGUUCGGCCAGUGGGAAAACGGCGUGAUUGGGAUGAAUCAGGGAAAGGGGAUCGAAGCCCAGCUUAAAGCAGACGUAGGCGCGGAGAUGAAGGAUUUGCAGGGGGAGGAAAAGGGUGAGACGAGGGAAGAGGAGGAAGUCAUCGAAGAGGAGGGUGCCGGCACACGGACGAGUGCCGUCCGGAGCGGUGAGAUAGGCGAGAAGGACAAAGAGGAAAUAGCGGAGGUUGAGGAGAAACCGGAAGAAGCGGAUGAGGAAGAGGAGGAAGAAGAGGAAGAGGAAGAGGAAGAGGAAGAGGAAGAGGAAGAGGAGGAGGUGGUGGAGGGGGAUGAAAUGCAGUGGGAGGAGAAAGAAGGUGAAGGCAGGGGUAUGGGGAACGAUGACUGUGCUGCAGUAUCAGCAGCAGCCCUGGCAGGCCCGCCCGCCGUGGGCCUACUAGAAGUCGACGCCGUGCCGCCCCUCUGCGCUGAGCUGGCACCCGCUGACGUCACUCCCGACCGAACCGACUCAGCAGGUCCGGGACAACCCGAACCAGGCUUCCGGACCAACUCGCAGUCGGCCACAGCUGUAGCAGUGCAUGAAUUGCUGGUGGCAGUGGGGACGGCAGGAGGAAAGGUUCUCCUCAUGCCUGUGCUACAACCAGCCCUGCACGGUUCCCCUUCCCCCCAUCAGCCCACCCCUGUUCCUGCCCGGAUCACAGAGCUAAUUCCCCCUCUGUCCGCCUUUGCCAGUUCCCCAAUGAGGCACGGCGGGUCGUCAGUGUCUGUGCUGGCGUUCUCCCCUGCAGCUGAUCUGCUCGCAGCAGGGCUCGCAUCCGGGGCUGUUGUGCUCUGGGAUAUCUCCUCCCUCCGCCCUCGCUUUCCUGCUUCUUCUUCUGGUGCUGGUGUUACUGCUGGUGCUGCUGGUGCUGGUGGUGAGGCGAGAGGGGGAAGGAAGGGUGGGGGGAGGGUGGGGGCGGGCGGGGGAGGCGUGGGGGGGCUGGGGAGUGCGCUGGGGGGGUUGGUGGCGCCGGUGGUGAAGGUGGUGUGGGAGCACGCUGCUGCUGUCGUGCAUGCUGGCUUCGCUGCCUCGGGACUCCCCGCUUCUGCUGCUGGUGCUAUUUGUACUGGUGCUGCUGCUGCGGGCUCUGGUGCUUCUUCUGGAGGUGUGGGCAGUGCUGCUGCUGCCACUGCCACCGGCCCUGGUAAACGGGGAGGAGGGGGAGGAGGCGGGGAGGGAAGAGGCGGAGGAGGGGCGGAAAGCAUAGGGAGUGAUUUUGGGGCGGGGCUGGUGAGUGGGGCGACGAGCCUCAUGAGCGGAGCAGCAGGGGGACUCAUGGGGGGAGCAGCAGGGAGGAGCUACGAGGUGGUGACGGGGGAUGCGAUGGAGUACGUGGUGCUGCAUUCAGUGACCUAUCUGCCCUUCCUGCGCUCCAUGAACAUCACUUCUCGCAAGAUUGGUGGUCGCUGUCUGUUGCUCUCCGCCUGGUUACCAGGUCCCAUCCACCCUUCCCAGCCUCCUUCCACCAGCUCCAACCCAGCCUCCCAAGCCUACCAGCCAGGUUCGGCAGGGCCAGCACAGCAGGGUGGACUUCCAGGCUCGGGAAAGAGCAGUGGUUUGGCAGUAGAGGCCAGGCAAAGAGGGGUAGAAGGAACGGUGGGAGGGGGAGGAGGAGCAGGGGGAGGGGAGAAGGGGGAGGGGGUAGCGGAGGAGGUGACAACGGGAGAAGUGAUGAUGGUGACAGACAAAGUGCUGCUGCUGGUAAGGGUUUAG